Molecule: messenger RNA, 4297 nt
Organism: Hippopotamus amphibius kiboko
Lineage: Eukaryota; Metazoa; Chordata; Mammalia; Artiodactyla; Hippopotamidae
Gene: GAK
Product: cyclin G associated kinase
Exons: 28
Coding region: 98-3919 (1273 amino acids)
Biological process (GO): regulation of clathrin-dependent endocytosis; protein phosphorylation; positive regulation of Notch signaling pathway
Cellular component (GO): cytoplasm
Molecular function (GO): AP-2 adaptor complex binding; ATP binding; protein serine/threonine kinase activity
Source: RefSeq, a predicted model, not a curated record
CGGAAGUUGGCGCGGCUGGCGGCCGGCGGUUGCCGAGCAGACUCGGACGCGGCUGGACCCCGAGCGCUCGGUCCGGCGCCGCCGUGGGGCCGCCACCAUGUCGCUGCUGCAGUCGGCGCUCGACUUCCUGGCGGGCCCGGGCUCCCUGGGUGGCGCUGCCGGCCGCGACCAGACGGACUUCGUGGGGCAGACGGUGGAGAUGGGCGAGCUGCGGCUGCGGGUGCGGCGGGUCCUGGCCGAAGGAGGGUUUGCGUUUGUGUAUGAAGCUCAAGAUCUGGGAAGUGGCAGAGAGUAUGCACUGAAGAGAUUACUGUCCAAUGAAGAGGAGAAGAACAGAGCCAUCAUUCAGGAAGUGUGUUUCAUGAAGAAACUUUCAGGCCACCCCAAUAUUGUCCAGUUCUGUUCCGCAGCAUCCAUAGGAAAAGAGGAGUCGGACACCGGGCAGGCCGAGUUCCUGCUGCUCACGGAGCUCUGCAGAGGGCAGCUGGUGGAAUUUUUAAAGAAAACUGAAUCUAAAGGUCCACUCUCGUGCGACACCGUCCUGAAGAUCUUCUAUCAGACGUGCAGGGCGGUGCAGCACCUGCACAGACAGAAGCCGCCCAUCAUCCAUAGAGACCUCAAGGUUGAAAACUUAUUGCUUAGUAACCAGGGGACCAUCAAGCUCUGCGACUUCGGCAGCGCCACGACCAUAUCGCACUACCCGGACUACAGCUGGAGCGCCCAGCGCCGCGCCCUGGUGGAGGAGGAGAUCACCAGGAACACGACUCCUAUGUACAGGACGCCGGAAAUCGUGGACUUGUACUCAAACUUCCCGAUUGGCGAGAAGCAGGACAUCUGGGCCCUGGGCUGCAUCCUGUACCUGCUCUGCUUUGGGCAGCACCCUUUUGAGGAUGGAGCGAAGCUUCGCAUCGUCAACGGGAAGUACGCGAUCCCCACCGACGACACACGCUACUCGGUGUUCCACGACCUCAUCCGUGCCACGCUCAGGGUCAACCCCGAGGAGCGGCUGUCCAUCACGGAGCUGGUGAAUCAGCUCCAGGAGAUCGCGGCCGCCCGCAACGUGAACCCCAAGUCGCCCAUCACCGAGCUCCUGGAGCAGAACGGAGGGUACGGGCACGCGGCCCAGCCUGGGGGCUCCGCGGGCAGCGGCUGCAGCGGAGGCCUGGUGGUCGCUGAGUACGACCAGCCCUACGGCGGGCUCCUGGACAUCUUGCGGGGUGGCACCGAGCGCCUCUUCAGCAACAUCAAGGACACCUCCUCCAAGGUCAUCCAGUCCGUUGCCAAUUAUGCAAAGGGAGAUUUGGAUAUUUCUUACAUCACAUCCAGAAUCGCAGUGAUGUCGUUCCCAGCGGAAGGCGUGGAGUCGGCCAUCAAGAACAACAUCGAAGAUGUGCGGCUGUUUCUGGACUCGAAGCACCCGGGCCGCUAUGCCGUCUACAACCUGUCCCCGAGGACGUACCGGGCCUCCAAGUUCCACCACCGGGUCUCCGAGUGCGGCUGGGCCGCCCGGCGGGCCCCGAGCCUCCGCAGCCUGUACGGCCUCUGCAGGAGCAUGCACGCCUGGCUGCGCCAGGACCCCGGGAACGUCUGCGUGGUGCACUGCGUGGACGGGAGGGCCGCGUCUGCCGUGGCCGUCUGCUCCUUCCUGUGCUUCUGCCGGCUCUUCAGCACCGCGGAGGCCGCCGUGUACAUGUUCAGUGUGAAGCGCUGCCCGCCCGGCAUCUGGCCCUCCCACAAGAGGUACAUCGAGUACAUGUGCGACAUGGUGGCGGAGGAGCCCAUCACGCCCCACAGCAAGCCCAUCCUGGUCAAGGCCGUGGUCAUGACGCCCGUGCCCCUGUUCAGCAAGCAGAGGAACGGCUGCAGGCCCUUCUGUGAGGUCUACGUGGGGGAGGAGCGUGUGACCACCACGUCCCAGGAGUAUGACAAGAUGAGGGACUUUAAAACUGAGGAUGGCAAAGCGGUCAUUCCCCUGGGCAUCACGGUCCAGGGAGACGUGCUCAUUGUCAUCUACCACGCGAGGUCCACCCUGGGAGGAAGGCUGCAGGCCAAGAUGGCGUCCAUGAAGGUGUUCCAGAUCCAGUUCCACACGGGGUUCGUGCCUCGGAACGCGACGACCGUGAGAUUCGCGAAGUAUGACUUGGAUGCUUGUGACAUUCAGGAGAAAUACCCCGACUUAUUCCAAGUGAACCUGGAGGUGGAGGUGGAGCCCAGAGACAGACCCGGCCGCGAGGCCCCGCCCUGGGAAAGUGUGAGCUUGCGGGGGCUGAACCCCAAGAUCCUGUUUUCCAGCCGGGAGGAGCAGCAAGACAUCCUGUCUAAAUUUGGAAAGCCAGAGCUCCCCAGGCAGCCAGGCUCCACCGCGCAGUACGACGCCGAGGCGGGGCCUGCGGACGCGGAGCCCCCGGAGUCGGACUCGCCGCCCGGCGGUGUGGAUGCCGACCGCUUCCUGCACACGCUGGACUGGCGGGAGGACGGGGGCUCCGUGUCGGGCCCGGAGGGUCACCUUGCCGAGGAGGCUCCGUCCGCCGCGGCCGAGGACGGACGUGUGAGUGAGCCGUCCGACGAGGAAGCCCCGACGCUCUCCGCCGAGAGUGGGGACGCGGCCGAUGGGGACACGCCAGGCCCGGAUCCGCCGCAGGAGGACGGCGUGGACCUCCUGGGGCUGCACUCCGAAGCGGGGCCGGCGCCCCCCGUGCAGGCCCGCGGCGGCCCCCCCAGCAACGCGGACCUGCUCAGCUGCCUCCUGGGGGCCCCGGAGGCUGCUCCGGAGGGCGCCACAGGCGGUCUGCUCGAUGGGGACGCGGCCCUGCUCUUCACCAGCCAGCCGCCUCCCCCAGGCGCGCGGACCGCGGCCCCGGCCGCGGACCCCUUCGACCCCCUCCUGCUGCCGUCUGCCCCGGACGCCCAGCCCCGCCCCCAGCCCAGCCUCUUCGGUGAAUUUCUUCGCUCGGACCCUCCAGCUGACCCGCCUGCGUCCUUCCCCUCCGCCCACAGCGCUCCGCCCCCGGCCUGCGAUGCCGACUUCCUGCAUCUGGGGGACCCGCCAGCGGAGCCCGGCAAGAUGACGGCCUCUGCCAGCCACCCGGACCUGCUGGGGGGAUGGGACGCCUGGGCCGAGGCCCCAGCCCCCGCACUGGCUGCGGAAGGCCCCUUCUUCUCUCCUGGAGACCAGCCGGCCCCUCCUGGCCCCCCGGCCAGCCAGACCAAGUCUCAGAGCCAGGAUCCAUUUGCGGACCUCGGCGACCUCAGUUCCGGUCUCCAAGGCUUGCCUGCUGCACCUGCUCCUGGGGGCUUCGGUCCCAAAACAACACCCCCUCCCAAGGCCGGCGGCUCCUGGCGGACGAGUCGACCCCCGGCACAGGGCACCCCGUGGCCCCCCCAAGCCAAGCCACCCCCCAGAGCCGGUGUCCAGCCAAGGCCAAACUACAACCCCAGCUUCAGCGUGAUUGGCAGCCGGGAGGAGAGGGGGGUCCGUGCCCCCAGCUUUGGUCCAAAGCCAAAGGUGUCGGAGAAUGAUUUCGAAGACCUGUUGCCCAACCAGGGCUUCUCCUCCCGGGCUGACAGGAAGGGGCCGAGGACCAUCGCCGAGAUGCGGAGGCAGGACCAGGCGCGGGAUUCGGACCCGCUCAAGCUGAAGCUCCUGGACUGGACGGAGGGCAAGGAGAGGAACAUCCGUGCCCUGCUGUCCACGCUGCACACGGCACUGUGGGACGGCGAGAGCCGCUGGACACCUGUGGGCAUGGCCGACCUGGUGACGCCCGCGCAGGUGAAGAAGCACUACCGCCGCGCCGUGCUGGUGGUCCACCCGGACAAGGCCCGGGGGCAGCCCUACGAGCAGUACGCCCGGAUGAUCUUCAUGGAGCUCAACGACGCCUGGGCCGAGUUCGAGAGCCAGGGCUCCCGGCCGCUCUUCUGAGCCCACGGGUCGUGGUCGCGUGCGCGGCUUGUGGAGCCGGAAGCUGCUGGCUGGGCCUGGAGGGUGGCGCGGGGCACGCGGCGUGGGCUGGCGCGGCUGCACCCGGUCGUCCUGUCGCGCUCGGCGGAUCCGGAGCUGCCGCGGCUUCCGACGCAGGACGAGAGCGCAUUCCAAAGCUUCCGAGCUCUUCCUUUUUCUCUUUUGGUCCCUAAGGAAAAGUGACCUUUCGUGUUUCUCCCACACGUGUCACGGUCUGUGAUUUGUCUUGUCUGGUGGCGCGGCCGCUGGGGGGAUGGCGCUGCUCUGCGGUCCUCAGAGUCGGCGCGUGAACAACCCGCCUGGUGACCACCUGUACAUAAUUAAACUAUUUUCUGAUGA